AUGACUAGCAGUAUUAGAAGAAGUCAACCCGUUACUCGCGAUUUUCCAUGGAAGGUUCAUGUUCCAGUUGAGGUUGAUUGGCAAUGGAUUGGAAGUUCAGGUUUGAUGGAGGCUAUGGAGCCUUAUCUUGACAAGGUAUUCAAUGGAGUUCAAGGGCAGUUUAUGUGUUUGGGAUGGAGGCGAAUUUUUGAGAUUCAAGAGGUGUUUUACAAAGAGUUGGUGUAUGAAUUUCUUGCCACCGUAUCUUUUGCAAGAAUAGAUGGAAUUUAUGUGGAUGAUAAUCUUAUUUUUUUGCCUUGGAGGGGAAAGGCGUUCCUUAAGCCUACAUGA
Messenger RNA from Lactuca saligna, 330 nucleotides. NCBI's taxonomy places the organism in Eukaryota, Viridiplantae, Streptophyta, Magnoliopsida, Asterales, Asteraceae. The record is from the annotation of a GenBank genome assembly.